AUGCCUCUCCCCCUCGCAAUAACCGCUCCCGCAAUCGCGGCCUCCCUCGCCUACCUCAACGCCCGAUCAUCAACCUGGUACGACCUUUUUCUCCUUCGAUGCGUCACCACCGGCGCAUCGCGCAUGUACUAUCGCGAAUGGGCCGAUCGCCUUAAUCUCUUCUACCUCCUCGAGAAUAUCGCCACGAAAUCUUCUACUUCUGACCGCGCUCUACUCAUCUUUGAAGGCAAGCGUUAUUCCUACGCAGAUGUCUACGAUCGUGUGUUGCGCUAUGGUCAGUGGCUCAAGACGGAACUUGGUGUGAAGAAGGGUGAUAUUGUUGCGCUGGACUUCCAGAACUCAGAGACAUAUAUCUUUGUAUGGUUGGGGCUUUGGAGCAUUGGUGCUAAGCCUGCGUUUCUCAACUACAACCUUUCUGGAGCGUCGCUGGUCCAUUGUCUAAAGGCUGCCACGACAAAGUUAUGUAUCGUGGAUCCCAAUAUCGAAGAGAACGUUGGCCAGGAUGUUCGCGACGAGCUUAAAGAUAUUCGCUUCGUCGUUCAUACGCCAGAAGUUGAAGCCCAAGUUGCCGCCACUGAGGCAGUUCGCGCGCCAGACUCCGAACGUUCCGAAAAAGGCCUUUCAAGUAUGGCGAUUCUCAUUUACACUUCCGGAACAACCGGUAUGCCAAAGGCUGCCAUUGUGUCAUGGGGGAAAUUGAUCGUUGCUGGCACGAUGUCUGAGCAAUUACUGAAUCGUUCAAAGGGUGACAUCAUGUACUCAUCAAUGCCCCUGUAUCACUCCUCCACGACAAUCUUUUCUUUCAGCGCAACCCUCCUUUCCGGCAGCACUCAAGCGUUAGGUCGCAAAUUCUCAACAAAGACAUUCUGGAACGAAGUUCGUGACUCGGGCGCAACAUCCAUCCUCUACGUGGGUGAGACGCUUCGAUAUCUAGUUUCUGCACCACCACAAUACGACCCCGAGACAGGGGAAUGUCUUGACAAGAAGCACAACGUCAAAGUGGCUUUCGGUAAUGGCUUGAGACCAGAUAUCUGGAACGAAUUCAAGGACCGAUUCGGCGUGGAAGGUAUUUGCGAGUUCUACGCCGCCACAGAAGGAACCUUUGCGACCUUUAAUCUCAGCAAGAAUGACUUCACUGCCGGUGCUGUAGGUCGCAAUGGCUGGGUUUACAAUCUUCUCCUGAGUUUCUCUGUUGCUCUCGUCGAAGUUGAUUGGGAGACUGAUCUUCCACGUCGUAGCCCCCAGACAGGUAGAUGUUACAAGUCUCGUACUGGCGAACCAGGUGAGAUGCUCUUCCGCCUACCGUCUAGUGACCCGUACCGUCGCUUCCAGGGCUACUACGGCAACAAAGCUGCUACAGAAGCCAAGAUCAUGCGUGACGUGUUUAGCAAAGGCGACACUUGGUUCCGAACAGGUGACAUUGUCCGAUGGGAUAGUCAGGGUCGCAUCUUCUUCCACGAUCGAAUUGGCGAUACGUUCCGCUGGAAGGGUGAGAACGUAUCCACAGCCGAAGUUGGUGACUCCCUGUGCAAACACCCCAGCAUCAAAGAGGCAAAUGUAUACGGUGUAUCUUUACCGCACCACGACGGUCGAGCAGGUUGUGCAGCAGUACAUAUCGCGUCAGGUCCCACACCGGAAGUCAUGCAGGACAUAGCAACGCACGUGCGUGCUGAGCUUCCCAAGUACGCCAGACCUUUAUUUUUACGCAUCGUGAGCGAGUUGGGAGGUGGACAAAUCACAGGAACUAUGAAGCAGCAGAAGCACACCUUGCGAGAAGCUGGCGUUGAUCCCAGUGCUGAUAAGAGUCUGGGCGAGGUAUACUGGCUCAAGGGGGAGGCUUAUGUACCUUUUACGGAGAAGGAUUGGAAUGAGAUGCAGGGUGGUAAGGUGAAGUUGUAG
Molecule: messenger RNA, 1899 nt
Organism: Fusarium sp. VM40
Lineage: Eukaryota; Fungi; Ascomycota; Sordariomycetes; Hypocreales; Nectriaceae
Source: the annotation of a GenBank genome assembly